This is a messenger RNA of Sporothrix schenckii 1099-18, 2745 nucleotides long. RefSeq names its product 3',5'-cyclic-nucleotide phosphodiesterase. NCBI's taxonomy places the organism in Eukaryota, Fungi, Ascomycota, Sordariomycetes, Ophiostomatales, Ophiostomataceae. The record is from RefSeq and is a predicted model, not a curated record. Gene Ontology annotation, molecular function: 3',5'-cyclic-nucleotide phosphodiesterase activity. Bases 1 to 2745 code for a protein of 914 amino acids. The transcript is spliced from 2 exons. Gene Ontology annotation, biological process: signal transduction.
AUGGACACAACACUUUGCAAUGUCAUCUACGUUGAUGAUAGCAUUCGAGAAGACCGCGUAUUUCACGCUCGGUCCGCGAAUGGUGUCCAAAGACAACAACCAACAGAACAACCUGAGACUGAGGCCCCGGCCACAGCAUGGGAGUCCAAAACACUCGAAGAUAACAUCUGCUUAUUAGCUGACGUCUUUGGUGAUGUUCACCUUUGUGGAACCGGAAGCGCAUGCAUGGCAAAGCUAUUUGACCUCCAGGACGAAUCGACGAUGGGCCUCAAGCCGACUAUCGUUUUGAUUGGUACACCUCACGACGAGCGCAUUCCAUUAGACGAACAGUCACGAUCCCCAUCACCACACUCCACAUCACAAAACGAGGCUGGCUCCGUCCCAAACACCCCGCCUACCGACGAAGUCUACGGCUUGCGUCUCCUUCGCCGCAUCGUGUCUGAAGCGCACUUGCGAAACUUGUCCAAGCUCAUCGUGCCGGUCUCCGUUAUUAAGCUCUCUGAAUCUGAAGAUGCGGCAGCCCUACUUUCUCAGAGUCCCGGCAGCAAUGCGGAGACCAGUCCAGCUCAAGCUUUCAAAAUAAAUCGAGCGCUCAACCGUUCCUUACUCAAAAGCUGCCUGAAACUGGGUGCUGUGGACGUACUUUUCAGCCCAAUAGAGCCACAAAGUAUCACGAGUCUCGAAGUACGCGCCUACUGGGCACAUAAGAGUGCUGCUCGUGAUCGACAGGCACUACUCGAGCUACGCCGGGGCCGGAAGCGUUCUUGGGUUGGUAUUUCGGACAACCGCCCGUUUGCAUAUUUACGCGAGAAUAUGGUGACAUCUCUUAUGCGGAGAAUUUGCCAGAUGGAGGAGGGCGACGAACUCCCCGUUGACGCUGUUCGUAUCAGCGUGGCACCCCGCAGAAAGCAGGUUAUUGCUUCCGCGAUCGGCAACUGGCAUUUCUCGGCCCAUGACUUCAAUGACGAUGAGUUGAUCGAAGCAUCGGCCCUCAUGUUCAAGCAUGCCCUGUCCAUGUCUGAGUUGGCGGAGUGGCGGAUACCAACGGAUCAACUAAUCUGCUUCCUCAUUGCUUGCCGAGCAGCAUACAACUCGUUCGUGCCUUACCACAAUUUCAGACACGUUGUCGAUGUCUUGCAAGGGACUUUCAACUUCCUCAUCAACAUCGGGGCGCUCCCUCCUUACCCAUUAUUACACUCUUCAUCCGCAACCUCUUCGACCAACACGCCUUUGCAUCGCAAACAAAAAUCUCCCAUGGCGUCAUUAAUUCGCCCAUUUGAAGCUCUUACCCUACUCAUUACAGCCAUUGGACACGACGUCGGUCACCCGGGUGUGAACAAUGGUUUCUUGGUUGUGCUGAACACCCCUCUCGCGCAGCUCUACAACGACCGCUCCGUCCUCGAGUCGUUCCAUUGCGCAGCCUACUCCCAGAUUUUGCGGCGGUAUUGGCCCGCCGCCUUUAACGACAGCAAAAUGAGGAAUCUCAUGACCAGCUCCAUCCUUGCCACUGACAUGGGACUUCAUUUUGACUACAUGAAGAAGCUCGGGAAUACCCAGGACAAGCUUGCUGAUAGCAACACCACUGACGGCUGGAACGGCCGUAUGGUCGAAGAUCAAACUGCACUGGCUUGUGCUCUGCUCAUCAAAUGUGCAGAUAUCAGCAACGUGGCGAGACGACACGAUGCCGCAUUGCAAUGGAUGCACAUUCUGUCAGACGAAUUUUCUCGGCAGGCUUUAAUGGAGAGCCAGCUCGCAAUCAAGUCGUCUCUAGUAGCUCCGCCGAAGAAAGACAAUGUGUCUCUUUUCCGUGCCCAGCUCGGCUUUAUGAACAUGUUCGCCAUCCCUCUGUUCCAAGGCAUUGCCAGCAUAAUGCCCGCUAUGCAAUACUGCGUGGACGAGCUCGAAAUCAACAAGGCUAUUUUUGAGAGGAGCGUCGCCGAAGAGACCGAAAAAGCAGCGGCUGAAGAAGAGCAGUCUCGCAGCCUUGAUGGCACCUUUUCUCCGCGCUCAAUGAGCGUAGCCAUUCCGAAUGACGUGUCCGGGACUCAGCCGAAACAUCAGCAACAGCAGGCAUCAUCUUGCACCUCCACAAGUGGUGCUGUAAUUGAUACGGCAACGCACUCGGAUGAGCACGCGAAUAACGGAAGCGCUAUCUCUCCCAAACAAAUGCCUUCAUUUGGUGACCUGUACAAGGACCAGAACGGAGGCAGUCCGCGGUACGACGCUGUUGCGGAAUUCGCAAUGAGUGACCCCUUUGUUAUGAGCGAUAGUCGGCCAUUGGCCUCAUCCAAGCAACGAGUGAGCGAGGCAACGGACGGCAGCACAUCUCUACCUGGUGGCGGGGAUUGGGCCUCCCAGGCGACCAGUGCAACGACAGGGAAAAUGCCACUCUCUCCUAGUACGCAAGGCACCAGCAUCAUUAGCCGCGACUCUAUGGAUCGUCCAGCGAGCUUGCCCGCUUCCACUGCCAUCACCUCGACCCCGAACGAUAUCACCAAAAGCCACUCUGAAGCGCUGAUUAGCGCACAGAUUUCCCGCGAGGAUGGCUCGUCUCUAUCGUCUGGUGGAAUCAGCGGUGACAAUGGCACGCGGAAGCCACAUCAAGAAGAGCACUUCCUAAAGAAGAAGUCAAGCCGGUUUAGGAUGAACGCCUUCACGUUCUUCCGCCGCCACCUCAGUCCGGGCCCUCCUCUACCCGCUUCCAAUAACACCGACCAGUCGGCAGCUCAAGAUGGCUGCCGUUAA